AUGUCCGAACGCAGAUCGAAUCUCCAGUCCCAGAAGCCGCUCCUGAGCCAGGAACUGCUCAAAAAGAAACUGAACAUCUCGAACUUUGACCCCAAUGCUGUCCUGCGAGGCGCCCAGCUUACUGUCGUUGGUGCUCUGCGAGCUUUGCAGAACCCUGCUCUCUUCACAUCCGCACAUUACAAGCAAGCUGCUAUAGCUGUUGCCGCUGGCAUUGCCAUCCGAAUCCUCAUAGGCAUUCCGAUCAUUGGGAUCAAGGUCUUACUGUGGUUCUUGUCUUUCGUUGUGGAUUUCACAAGCACUACAUGGGACAAUGACAUUGUCAAUAGUCUCGACUUUAUACAGAACUAUGUUCUACAGGUCCCUUUCUUUCUUAUGACUAUGAUGCGAUACAUUACGCCAACUCUCGAUAACAUGUCAGUGCUCCUCAUUCUUGUGUUCUUACAUAGAUACAAGCACAAAGGCGAGGAAGUUUCAAGCCUGCGAGAGACAUAUUACACCAACCUACGCAAAUACCCGACUCGAGAUGGUAGCACCCAUUCUAAGAGUACGGCGGAGGCGGUUACGAUGUUUCUCAUGAGAUUCGGCAGGAAAGCGGGCAUUUCUUUGGCAGUCUUCACACUUUCUUACAUUCCAUACGUCGGUCGAUUGGUUCUUCCAGCAGCGAGUUUCUAUACUUUCAAUUCGGUAGCAGGCCUCGGGCCUGCUGCCGUUGUGUUUGGAACCGGAAUAUUCUUACCGAAAAGAUAUCUCGUGAUUUUCUUGCAAAGCUACUUUUCCUCUAGGAGCUUGGUGAGAGAAUUGCUUGAGCCGUACUUCUCUCGAAUCAGGUUCACCAAAGAGCAGAAAAAGCACUGGUUCCACGACAGAGAGGGACUUCUCUUUGGAUUUGGUGUUGGCUUCUACAUCUUUCUGCGCAUCCCUCUGCUCGGCGUUCUCAUCUACGGAAUAGCCGAAGCAUCCACAGCAUAUCUCGUUACAAAGAUUACAGAUCCGCCUCCACCACCAGCUCAAAGCGAAGGUUUUGCCGCAAGCCAGCAAGAGUGGAAGAACAAGCACGAAUUCUUGAACCUCAAGCUUUCGAACCUCGAUGCCCACACUCACAAGAAACCCGACUCGAGCCCAGCUGCCCAAAAUCCGCUAGAGACUGGAAUGUCUUCAGGGGUCCCGCCAGGACCGCCACCAGCAUACAGUGAAUUGAAGUCAAGAUAA
Drepanopeziza brunnea f. sp. 'multigermtubi' MB_m1 is the source of this 1209-nucleotide messenger RNA. The record is from RefSeq and is a predicted model, not a curated record. Lineage: Eukaryota; Fungi; Ascomycota; Leotiomycetes; Helotiales; Drepanopezizaceae.